AUGGAAACCUUGGCUUAUAAACUUAGUGAACCAUUUAACUAUUAUAAUGAUAAGGAGUUUUCAGAAAAAGAUAAUAUUUCUUUUUGGGAAGAGGUAUCUAAAAAAUAUAUAAAUUGGGAUAAAAUUUAUGACAAAGUAUGGAGUGGUAAUGAAAAUAAACCUGAGUGGUUUAAGGGUGGUAAAUUAAAUUUAUGCAACAAUGCAUUGGAUAGACACUUGUCAGAAAGAGGUGAUCAAAUUGCAUUGUUUCACGAAUGCCCUGCCUUAGAGGUAUCAAGCACAUUAACAUAUAACGAAUUGUGGAAAAAAGUAUGUAUCUUUUCAAGAGCUUUAAAAAAUUUAGGGGUUAAGAAGGGUGAUAAGGUUUUAAUUUUUAUGCCCACUAUGAUGGAAUGUGCAAUUGCUAUGUUGUCAUGUGCACGUAUUGGUGCUAUUCAUAGUGUAACUUAUAUUGCAUAUAAUUUUAAUAAUUUAUCACAAAGAAUUGAACAUUUAAAACCUAAAAUUUUGAUUACAGUUAACUUUGGUGUUAAAGAAAAUAAAUAUACACAUUAUGUCCCAACUAUAAAAAAAGCUUUGGAAAAAUCGAUUCAUAAAAUUGAAACUAUUAUUAUGCUGGAUCGUAUUGAUUUUAUAAAUAAAGAAAAACAACUUCAAUAUUUAGAAAAAAAUAAAGAAAUUGAACUUGGUUAUCAAACAUUAGAGAACACAAUUGAUUAUAAGGAGUUGGUUGACGGAUUAGAACCUUUAUUAGAAUACGAGUUGUUAGAUGCGGUAGAUCCUAUUUACUUUUUGUAUACAAGUGGUACUACAGGACAUCCUAAGGGUGCAGUGGCCGAGGCAGGUGGAUUUUUAGUCCAGGCCCUAUAUUCUUACAAUAGAAAUUAUGGAAUAUCGCCAGGUGAAACUUUUUUUACACCAUCUGAUAUAGGGUGGCAGUUGGGUCAUAAUUUAUUAUAUGCAUCUUUAUUUAUAGGAGGUAGAUUUGUUUUAUAUGAGGGUGAUUUAUUCGUACCAACAUUGGAUGUUUUUAGAGUUAUCGAAAUGACAGAGGCUUCACUUUUUUUAUCGGUUCCAACAGAGUUUAGAACUUUUCAAAAGUUAGACCCAAAUGCAAAAGAAAUUUUAAAAUAUAAUUUAGAUAAACUAAGAGCAAUCAUACUAUGUGGUGAAGUUUUAGAUAGUUCUAUUUUUAAUUAUGUUACAAAAACUAUCAAAAAACCUGUUGUUGAUAACUAUGGUCAAACUGAAACAGGUUGGUGUAUAAUAACAAGUUCGUCACAACAAAUACCAUUUAAAAUUUUUUCAUGUGGUAAACCUGUGCCAGGUUUUAAUACAAAGGUUAUAAACCCUGAAAAUAGGGAACCGGCCAAACCCAACGAAAUAGGUGAGUUGCUAAUAAAAUUGCCGGUACCUCCAAGUUGUAUACAAACUUUAUUAUUAGAUGUUAAUCAAGAGCAAUACUCAAGAAAAUACUUAAAUAAAUAUCCAGGUUAUUAUGGAACUGGUGAUUUAUGUAAAUUCGAUGAAGAUGGUAACUAUUAUAUUAUGUCUCGUGUUGAUGAUGUUAUUAAUGUUGGUGGCGAUUUGGUUUACAACACAUUGUGUGAGGAUAUUAUUCAAAAAAAUAAAAUGAUAUUAGAAAAUAUUGUUGCAGCCGGGAAAGAUGAUUACUAUGGACAAGUGCCUAUUGGUUUUAUUAUAUUAAAAAAAGAAUUUAAAUCAAUUUAUGAUGAAAAUAAAAUUUUAUUCCUUUCAAGUUUAAAAAAAGAAUUAAAUGAUGUUCUAGAAACAUCCCACUUUUUACCAAAUUCAACUUUAAAGCAUUUAGUUGUUGUAACUGGGUUCCCAAAAACGAGAUCAAAUAAAAAAAUAAGAAAUGUUGUUUCUAAAAUUUUCAAUGAUGAAGCAUAUGAAAUAUCUCAAUCAAUGUCAAAUCCAGAGGUUAUUAAUAAUUUAAUUUCUGAACUUGACGAGUUUAAAUUGGUUUUAUUAAAGUCUAAUGAGGAUAUUUAA
Molecule: messenger RNA, 2016 nt
Organism: Dictyostelium purpureum
Lineage: Eukaryota; Evosea; Eumycetozoa; Dictyosteliales; Dictyosteliaceae
Exons: 3
Coding region: 1-2016 (671 amino acids)
Source: RefSeq, a predicted model, not a curated record